AUGAUUACUCGACAAAUUCCACUUCCACCAUUAUUAUCACAAUUUGAAUCAAAUCAUCAUAUGACACAAUAUCCUCCAAUGAAACAAACAAUUGCUAGACUAUCAGCUAGUUAUCCACUUCCACUGAUAGCACCGCCUUUGCCGUUGAAUAUGGGUGUACCAACAUUUGCAACUAUUUCAGAGAUUGAUAAUUUACUUCCGCCACUGACUGAUUUUAUUGAACAAUCACCACCACCACCGACUCCUCCCCCUUCAUCUUCAAUGCCAUAA
Messenger RNA from Rotaria sp. Silwood2, 270 nucleotides. Lineage: Eukaryota; Metazoa; Rotifera; Eurotatoria; Philodinida; Philodinidae. The record is from the annotation of a GenBank genome assembly.